AUGCACGGCAGACGCCGCGCAGACCUGCUCCCGCUGUCUGCUGCCAAGCAGCAGCAGCAAAGGCAAAAGAUCCGCCAGGGCUUUGCGCUGCUGCAGCAGCUGCUCAGCCAGCGCGCUUCAGGUGUACGUACACCUCAGGUCCUGCAGGCCACCCGAAAGCUCAUCGAGUUCCACCCGGAACUCGCCACCAUUUGGAGCUACAGGCGCGAGGCCCUCAGCCACAUUCUGCAGCAAACCACGCAGCCCAGCAGCAGCAGCAGCAGCAGCGGCAGCAGCAGCAGCAGCGGGAAGGAUGGCUGUGACGGAGGCAGCGACGGGGCCAGCACCCCCACGACCAGCAGCAGCAACAGCGGCGCGGCGACCGCCGCGACUGCCGACAGCAGCAGCAGCAGCAGCAGCAGCGCGUGCAGCAUCUGCAGCGCUGCUGCUGCUGCAUGCGCGGCGCUGCAGCAGGAGCUGCUGCUGACUUCGGAUUUGCUGCGCAAAGGCACCACCAAGGCCUAUUGCCUUUGGCUGCACCGCAGCUGGGUCUUGGCCAAGCUGCUCGAGUGCCAGCUGGCGAAGGAUGCGCAGCACCAGCAGCAGCAGCAGCAGCAGCAGCUGCUGCUGCAGGAGCAGCGGCAAGAGCAGCAGCAGCAGCUGCAGGAGCAGCGGCAAGAGCAGCAGCAGCAGCAGCAAGUGCAGGAGCAGCAGCAGCAGCAGCAGCAGCAAGGGGGUGGCGGCUGCAGCUCGGAGUGCGGCGCUGCUGCUGCAGCAGAGCUGCUGCAGCAGGAAGUAAAUGCAUGCGAGAAGCUGCUGAGCGAAGGAGACAACAGAAACUUCCACUGCUGGCAGCACAGGGCCAUGGUCUUGGUCUGGAGACAGGCGCUGCUCAGGUACCAGCAGCAGCAGCAGCAGCAGCAGCAGCAGCAGCAGCAGCAGCAGCAGCAGCAGCAGCAGCAGCAGCAGCAGCAGGGACAGGAAGUUUGCAAGACAAGUGAGGCAGCAACUAAGGGGACUUUUGGCCUGUGGCAGGAGGAGGAGAGCAGCAAGGCGGAUAGGGACUUUUGUUUGUCUUUAAUUCAGGAUUGUACACUGACCCGAAGGACCAAAGUUUGUGGCAGUAUUAUUUUCGGCUGUUGUCUUCGAGCCGCGCGGAGUGUACAGACAGCUUGUUGUCAGUGCGCUCCUUCUCUCCAAACAAUUUUCUUCACACUUUAUUUUUCUUCUUCAAACUGCCCUGCGCAGUUGCUGCAAAACAGACGCGCGUCUUCCUGCUGCAGCAAGGCGCUGCAGAGCCGACGCCGCUGGUGGGCCAGUGGUCACCACUUUCUUCAUUUUACGGGAAGCAGCAGCUUUUCGGGCGCUGCAGUGUCUGCAGUGUGGCGGUUCACAGUAAGUUCUGGAGAGUCUGCAGCAGCAGAAAAGAAUUCUUUGUUCGAAGUUUCCAAAAUCCAGCUUCUCUUUGUCCACUUUGCUGCUGCUGCUGCUGCUGCCGGCCCCGUGGCCGACGCAGCCAAAGGCAUUCACGCCUUUCACCUCCGCAGACUUUUUGCUGCUGCUCCAAAUCUGAAAAGUCUUUUUUGCUGCUCAGCGGAGGCCCCGCAGCAGGGCUUUUCCUGGCUCUGCUACGCCCUCGCUCCCGAAGCUCCUGCUGCUGCUGCUGCUGCUGCUGCUGCAGAGGGCGCAGCAGCAGCAGGGGGCGCUGCAGCGCCAGAUGGCGCAGCAGCAGCAGACGGCGCAGCAGCAGCACCAGAGGGCGCAGCAGCAGCAGCAGAUGGCGCAGCAGCGGCAGCAGAUGGCGCAGCAGCAGCAGCAGAUGGCGCAGCAGCAGCAGCAGCUGCUGCUGCUGCAGCGGGGGAGCAGACCAGCCGCUGGGCCAUCAUCAGCAGCGCGGACUCCAGCGGCUGCUGCUGCGGAUGCAGCAGCUGGAGCGUGGCUGGGGCGCUGCAGCAGAGCGCUGCUGCAGUUGCUGCAGCAGCGGCAGGUGCAGCAGCAGUAGAGGCUGCUGCUGCUGCUGAUGGGAAGCUGCCGCGCCACAUCAGCUUCUCUUUAGCUGCUGAAGAGCUGCAGCGCAUUGAAGAGUUUCUGCUGCUGGAGCCCAACUGCAGCAACGCCUAUUUGGCCAUGUCGCGUUUGCUGCGGGCUUUGGCCCCGCACGACUUUUCGAAAAUGAGGAAAUGUUUGGAAGGCUUAAAAAGCUCUUCGGAUGUUAUUCCUGGGGUGUACAGACACGAGGCGGCUUGCUGCAGCAUACGCGAGCUGGUGCACGCGCAGCUGUCGAAAAGAAAUUCUUUUUUGAAAUUAAAAUUUGAAAACAAAAAAGAAAUCGAAAAGGUUCCUUACCCGUUGCUGCUGGAGGCUUCGGACGCGCAUGCAAUAUCGCUGGCGGGCAGCGGCGUCACCGACAGGUCGCUGCUGGACUGGCACGUGCCCUAUUUGCCCUUUCUCCGGUCUUUGAAAUUGGCCGCCACAAAUAUAACUUUGCUUUCUCUCGUUCUCCUCUCCGUCGCGCAGCUGCCGCACAUUCAGAAGGUGGAUUUGGCCUUCUCAAAAGUGACUUGUUUAGAAGAAGAUAAAAUGCUUUCCGAAGAAAGUCUGCAAAGGGCUGUCCAGCAGUCUUCUUUGGAGUGA
Molecule: messenger RNA, 2613 nt
Organism: Eimeria tenella
Lineage: Eukaryota; Apicomplexa; Conoidasida; Eucoccidiorida; Eimeriidae
Exons: 9
Coding region: 1-2613 (870 amino acids)
Biological process (GO): protein prenylation
Molecular function (GO): protein prenyltransferase activity
Source: RefSeq, a predicted model, not a curated record